GUCUGCCAACAUCAAUCUCUCACCAUCACUGGACCCUGCAAGUACUAACCAGGGCCGACCCACCAUUCCGUGAUGCCUGGAAGUUUCACUUCCGUCAACGUCGACCUGAUAAUCAUUUCCCUAUCAAAAGAGUUGAUGGCGAAGCAUCUGGACCCUUUUCUCAGAAAGGAGCCUUUUGUCUCGGUGUCCUUAGCUUCAUUAAAUACUUCUGUGGUGGUCCGAAGCAUUUGCCUCGUGGAUUUCGAUCUUCGUUCCGUGCACCGUCAAGCUGGCCCCUCGGUACAUGUCCCAAGGCUUUUGUUCUCCCUUGCGGCUUGCGGCAACGUUUCAUCAGGCUUCCAUGAAAGACCGUCUUGUUGUACAGUCGGUAGCGACCAUCAUCCCAGCUGCAGACCGAAGCAAUUAUGAUACUUGGACGAUUCGGGACUCGGAAGCCCUCACUAGGCGUCGAUGAUAUCC
Messenger RNA from Somion occarium, 459 nucleotides. Lineage: Eukaryota; Fungi; Basidiomycota; Agaricomycetes; Polyporales; Cerrenaceae. The record is from the annotation of a GenBank genome assembly.